Oryza brachyantha (malo sina) is the source of this 1681-nucleotide messenger RNA. RefSeq names its product heat stress transcription factor A-5. The record is from RefSeq and is a predicted model, not a curated record. Gene Ontology annotation, biological process: regulation of transcription by RNA polymerase II. The transcript has 2 exons. Gene Ontology annotation, molecular function: DNA-binding transcription factor activity; RNA polymerase II cis-regulatory region sequence-specific DNA binding. Bases 16 to 1494 code for a protein of 492 amino acids. NCBI's taxonomy places the organism in Eukaryota, Viridiplantae, Streptophyta, Magnoliopsida, Poales, Poaceae. Gene Ontology annotation, cellular component: nucleus.
CUCGCACGCCGUGGCAUGGAAGUUGCCGCCGCCGCCGCCGCGGCAUCCGGUGGGGCCGUCGCCCGCGCUGGGGGCGGGGGAGGAGGAGGGGGAGGGGGAGGCCCCGCGCCGUUCCUGAUCAAGACGUACGACAUGGUGGACGACCCGUCGACGGACGCGGUGGUGUCGUGGAGCGACGCCUCCGACGCGAGCUUCGUGGUGUGGAACCACCCGGAGUUCGCCGCGCGCCUGCUGCCCGCCUACUUCAAGCACAGCAACUUCUCCAGCUUCAUCCGCCAGCUCAACACCUACGGAUUUCGUAAGAUAGAUCCAGAGCGAUGGGAAUUCGCCAAUGAGUACUUCAUCAAGGGACAAAAGCAUCUGCUGAAAAAUAUCCACAGGCGCAAGCCUAUCCACAGCCAUAGCCAUCCACCAGGUGCCCUGCCUGAUAAUGAGCGUGCAAUAUUUGAGGAUGAGAUUGAACAACUUUCUCGCGAAAAAACUGCCCUCCAAUCUGACAUCUUCAAAUUCAAGCAGCAGCAGUCAGGGGCGAUGAUGCAAAUUGAAGAUCUUGAGCGACGAGUGCUUGACAUGGAGCAGAGGCAGAUCAAGAUGAUUACCUUCUUGCAACAGGCUAGUAAGAACCCUCAGUUUGUCAACAAACUUGUUAAGAUGGCAGAGGCAUCUUCGAUUUUCACAGAUGCUUUUCAUAAGAAAAGAAGGCUACCUGGGUUGGAUUACAGUACCGAUAACACACAAACUACCAGCUUUUAUGAUGACCAUAGCAGCACUUCUAAGCAAGAAACGGGAAAUCUUUUAAAUCAACACUUCUCUGAUAAGCUUAGGUUGGGACUUUGUCCUGCCAUGACAGAGAGCAAUAUCAUCACACUAAGUACACAAAGUUCAAAUGAAGAUAAUGGAAGCCCUCCUGGCAAGCAUCCAGAGUGUAACAGGAUGGAGAGGGAAUGUCUCCCACUGGUGCCACAGAUGAUGGAGCUCUCGGAUACCGGCACAUCUAUCUGCCCCUCCAAGAGUUCUUGCUUUGCACUACCUAUAAAUGAUGAAGGUCUCUUGACAUGCCAUCUGAGUCUAACUCUUGCAUCAUGCUCGAUGGAUGUCGACAACAGCCAAGUCCACGAUGCAAAUGGGAGCGCUAUAGACCAUGGGCGAGACAAUCCAACAGAGCCAGCCACAGCCACCAUGGAGAAGGAUGACGCCAUUGAUGACAGACGCUUCGGUGACAUCCAAAAUACAUCCGUUGAUGAUGGUACAGCAGUUGCAACAACACCACGAGGGGAUGCAAGAGGUGCCAAUGAGGCUCCUGCAGCUCCAGCUGCAGUAGUGAACGACAAGUUCUGGGAGCAGUUCCUAACUGAGAGACCUGGCUGCUCUGAAACAGAAGAAGCAAGCUCUGGCCUAAGGACAGAUCCUUCCAGGGAGCAAAUGGAAGAAAACAGGCAGGCGUAUGAUCACUCGCGGGGUAACAGAGAAGACGUGGAGCAACUGAAACUUUGAUUUAUUAUAGAAUUUAAGUUCGAUUUCUAAAAAGGGAUACAUGCGUACAGUGUAAGAUGUUAGAAUCAGGAAUCUCCUAUUAAACAUUACAUCAAUGGGUGUACAACAUCACACAGGUGUACAUAUUUUUUUCCCCUGAAGAUCUCGGAGGGUUAAGAUUAACAGUUCGAUUAACCACACCAGUUGU